This is a messenger RNA of Fusarium sp. VM40, 2535 nucleotides long. The record is from the annotation of a GenBank genome assembly. Lineage: Eukaryota; Fungi; Ascomycota; Sordariomycetes; Hypocreales; Nectriaceae.
AUGUCAACACAGCAGAACGUAUAUGCUCGCUCGCCCAAUCUUUCGGCCAGGUCCUACGAUUCAUCAUCAGUGUCAUCUGCAACUUCGCCCAAGUCUUUGUCCCAGUUCGCGCCAGGGGCCAUGAAUACCAACCCGCGGUUGAAUGUACCGGUGACCCCUCAACCCAUCGGCAUUCCCCCUUUACCUCCAGUCAGUCAGGGCUUCCAAUCAUACGGCCCAAUGACCACAUCGUCUUCCCUAGGCCAUGAUUCACUAGCAUCGAACGAAUCCGUGGCCAGCACACCAGGUCCAACAACCUCACAAUUAUCAGGCCCAGGUUCUCAGGGACAGAAAAGAGCAUAUCGGCAGCGAAGGAAGGACCCUAGUUGCGAUGCCUGUCGCGAGAGAAAGGUGAAAUGUGAUGCAACCGAGACGACAAGUUGUUCUGAGUGCUCAAGCCGAAAUGUCAAGUGUCAAUUCACAAAGGAGACGAACCGACGGAUGUCUUCCAUUAAACAGGUGCAGGAUCUGGAGAAGCAGAUGGAAAAGGUCAAGAGAGAGAACAAUGGAUUGCGGCGCAUGCUCCAGGAUCGAGAAGGGCCCAUGGAACUUGAUGCCGAAGGAGGUGACGACAAUGCCUUCAACUUGCCAGCCAUUGGAUCCGAACCGAAGCGUCGAAAGCGGCCAGCUCCCGUACCAGAGCUAGCUCGAGCGAGAUCAAACGUACGCGAUUUCUCGAGGGGCAUUUGGAAACUGCCAGCCCAAUACCGUGAACGAGCGCCCGUCUUUUUCGACCCUCCAAGACCAGAGUUGCCUGCUAGGCAUCUGGUAGACCAGCUGUUACACGCUUAUCUCAACUCGUCCCACUCCAUGUUUCCGAUUAUACAUUUUCCUACAUUCCGAGCAUCAGUCAAUGACCUCUACAAUAACAACGCUGUCGCCAGAAUGUCCCCGGCCUGGCUUUCUUUGUUCUUUGCGGUCUUGGCUACUGGCAGUCUUUUUAGCUCAACGUCAAACUCGCAGCCAAACUCAUUCUAUGAGCCUGCCGAAUUUCUUGAGACAGCCAACAAAAUGAUCGAUCCUUGGGCUGAUGACUUCACUCUGGACCACGCUCGGGCGUUAACAUUGGUUACUCUUUGCCUAAACGAGAUGAAUCUCAAGUCAGCGGCAUGGACGUGGCUAGGAAGAGCAGUUCGUGUUUCUCAGGAUCUGAGUCUACAUAUUGAAUCGGGCCCAUGGCCAGUCAUUGAAGGAGAGAUGCGACGGAGAACCUGGUGGAUGAUCUACAUAUUGGACAGGACACUGGCAACUGAGCUUAGUCGACCAGUAUUGAUCAUUGACGAUGACUGCGAUGUGUCGUUGCCAGCCGGAGUAGACGAUCAGUUCAUCCACGAAGGUGGUAUGCUUGUGCCUACGGGUUCGGAACCCCUAACUCAUUCUUUGCUCGCUGUCAUUCAUGUGGUGCGAUCGUACUCAUCCCUUCUCGCAGCGCUAACGCCUCAAACGUUGUCUUCGGUGCAUCUCUCGACUCUAGACACUCAUUUCAAGAAGUGCCUGAACACAUUCCCUCCAGCUUGCGACCCAUCGAGUACUGUGCCUUUGGAGCCUCACUUCCUUUCUCCUCUAGCAUACCUGUUUCACGCACGUCUUUUGUUGCACCGGCAUCAUCUUGAUCCAGGAUACCCCCUUGAAGCUCGGAUGGCUUCUCUUGAAAGCUGCACACACAUAUCUCUCGAAACCAUAUCUCUCCUCCACCGAUCCAACGCGACCCUGUUGGCAGAUGGUGCAACUGCUUUGUUAACCACGCACAUCUUUCGCUGUGCCCUUUUCCUCCUUCUCAUGGGCUACCUGGAUCCUGCGGUGACGGCAGUGAGAGCUUUGGCUUCGAUCGACCGACGAAGGGAUGUCACUGUCGCUUGUGGCCGUUACUUGGCAUUCUUUGUGUCGGCCUUGGGAACAAAACGAGUCGAGUACACAAACUACUUAGCAAGGACCGCACCGCCGCCCUUCGGGUCCUCGAGACCAUCGAUUGACCAGACAGCUCUGCUACAAAUGCUUUCCCGCGACGAAGAUCUGAUUGCGUAUGCUUCGGCCGAUCUUCAAGCCUCGCCUGACGCUUCAUGGCUCUGGGCAGGCCUUGAACGCGAGGUCCCGAUGCCUCAAACAUCCUCACCAUUUCAACACUCCAACGCAGUAUCCAGUAGUGAGCUGUUCAGUCCCGAGGCGCGUACAGGGUUGGAUGAUGUUGACAAUAAAGAAUGGGGUGGGUGGGCAAGGCUUGAGACUGCUGUGCGUGGGCUGGACGCUGUGCCAGUCACGACUCCGACUCCAUCGAGCUCUACCUGGAAGUUACCACCUCCUAUCAAGAGCGAAACACCCGGGCCAGCGGUGGAACUCCCAAGGCUGGGUGAUGUUCCGCGUUUCGGUUCUGAGUUACCGAAGUUGGGAGGGGGCAGCACGGCAGUGAGCCCUAUACCCGGGAGCAGGACACCAAGUGGAAGUGUACCUGGACCACCAACCAGCAAAGAGCGGUUGAGUAUUGCCAACAUCAUAUGA